Molecule: messenger RNA, 1421 nt
Organism: Choloepus didactylus (southern two-toed sloth)
Lineage: Eukaryota; Metazoa; Chordata; Mammalia; Pilosa; Megalonychidae
Gene: PSMC4
Product: proteasome 26S subunit, ATPase 4
Exons: 11
Coding region: 49-1305 (418 amino acids)
Biological process (GO): proteasome-mediated ubiquitin-dependent protein catabolic process
Cellular component (GO): proteasome regulatory particle, base subcomplex
Molecular function (GO): ATP hydrolysis activity; proteasome-activating activity; ATP binding
Source: RefSeq, a predicted model, not a curated record
ACGGUGACUGGGAUCAGGCCGGGCCACACGGAGAGCGGCUUGGUCACUAUGGAGGAGAUAGGCAUCCUGGUGGAGAAGGCUCAGGAUGAAAUCCCAGCACUGUCGGUGUCCCGGCCCCAGACUGGCUUGUCCUUCCUGGGGCCUGAGCCUGAGGACCUUGAGGACCUGUACAGCCGCUAUAAGAAGCUGCAGCAGGAGCUAGAAUUCCUGGAGGUACAGGAGGAGUAUAUCAAGGAUGAGCAAAAGAACUUGAAGAAGGAAUUUCUUCAUGCCCAGGAGGAGGUGAAGCGAAUCCAGAGCAUCCCACUGGUCAUCGGGCAGUUUCUAGAGGCUGUGGAUCAGAAUACAGCCAUCGUGGGCUCCACCACAGGCUCCAACUACUACGUACGCAUCUUGAGCACCAUCGACCGGGAGCUGCUCAAGCCCAAUGCCUCAGUGGCCCUCCACAAACACAGCAACGCCCUGGUGGACGUGCUGCCUCCUGAGGCUGACAGCAGCAUCAUGAUGCUCACCUCAGACCAGAAGCCAGAUGUGAUGUAUGCAGACAUCGGGGGCAUGGACAUCCAGAAGCAGGAGGUGCGUGAAGCUGUGGAGCUACCACUUACACACUUUGAGCUCUAUAAGCAGAUCGGCAUUGAUCCUCCUCGAGGCGUCCUCAUGUAUGGCCCUCCUGGCUGUGGGAAGACCAUGUUGGCAAAGGCCGUGGCACAUCACACGACAGCUGCAUUUAUCCGGGUCGUGGGCUCAGAGUUUGUACAGAAGUACUUGGGUGAGGGCCCCCGCAUGGUCCGAGAUGUGUUCCGACUGGCCAAGGAGAAUGCACCUGCUAUCAUCUUCAUAGAUGAGAUAGAUGCCAUCGCCACCAAGAGAUUUGAUGCUCAGACGGGGGCUGACAGAGAGGUUCAGAGAAUCCUGCUGGAGCUGCUGAAUCAAAUGGAUGGAUUUGACCAGAAUGUCAACGUCAAGGUGAUCAUGGCCACAAACAGAGCAGACACCCUGGAUCCUGCCCUGCUGCGGCCAGGACGUCUUGACCGUAAAAUCGAAUUUCCACUCCCUGACCGCCGCCAAAAGAGAUUGAUUUUCUCCACUAUCACCAGCAAGAUGAACCUCUCUGAGGAGGUUGACUUGGAAGAUUAUGUGGCCCGGCCAGAUAAGAUUUCAGGAGCUGAUAUCAACUCCAUCUGUCAGGAGAGUGGAAUGUUGGCUGUCCGUGAGAACCGCUACAUCGUGCUGGCCAAGGACUUUGAGAAAGCGUACAAGACCGUCAUCAAGAAGGAUGAACAGGAGCAUGAGUUUUACAAGUGACCCCUACAUCUUCCUGCCCCCACCCCACCCACUACAAAGGUGCAGGACUUCCCUCACCUCCCAGGCACCUCUGUCCCAAACUUGGUUGGUUCAUUCAAUAAAUAUAGAAGAUUGAA